This is a messenger RNA of Didymodactylos carnosus, 249 nucleotides long. The record is from the annotation of a GenBank genome assembly. NCBI's taxonomy places the organism in Eukaryota, Metazoa, Rotifera, Eurotatoria, Philodinida, Philodinidae.
AUGUUUAUAUUUUAUUCUUCAUUUGUCGAUAAAUUAUUUAUUAAUAUAAUUAUAGAGCAAAUGUGGUUUGCUGCAUUAUCCAAUUAUCAACAUGAAGCGUGGCUUGCUAAUUUUCUUUAUCGUUUAUUAACAAAUCAAAAUGAAGUAUUAAAAUUAAUUAAUUAUUCACCAUUUGCUAAUAAAUCCCCAAAAUAUCUUCGAGUCAUGUUAUAUCGUUAUAAUUUUAGAGAAUUAGGCUCAUCAAAUUAG